CACGAAGUGUCGCCCAUUCAAAACGUUUUCUUACAGUUUUCGUUCCUAGAUUUGUUAGAGAAUCUGAAUAUUUUCGUUAUUUAGCUUUCAACUAUGCUUCUCAAAGAGUAUCGCAUAUGCAUGCCCUUAACAGUUGCCGAAUAUCGGAUAGCUCAGUUGUAUAUGAUUCAGAAAAAGUCUCGUGAAGAAAGUACAGGUCGUGGAAGUGGUGUAGAAAUAUUGAAAAACGAACCUUAUGAAAAUGGUCCUGGAGGAAAAGGGCAAUACACAUUUAAAAUUUAUCAUGUUGGUAGCCAUUUACCAACUUGGCUUCGUAAUAUACUACCAUCAUCGGCUCUACGUGUUGAAGAAGAGGCAUGGAACGCGUAUCCAUACACCAGAACAAUUUAUAAAGUUCCCUUUGUUGAAAAGUUGGUACUCGAUGUGGAAACAUAUUUUUUUGACGAUGCUGGGGAACAAGAUGAUGUUUUCAACCUUUCACCAGAUGAAAGAAGGGCACGUAUCAUUGAUUUUAUUGACAUCGUAAAAGAUCCAAUUACUGGAAGUGAUUAUAGACCAGAAGAAGAUCCUAGUAUUUAUGUAUCAGAAGCAACUGGUCGUGGUCCAUUGUCACCUAAUUGGCGUGAGGAAUUUAUUCAUGCUCAACAAGUGACUCAUGAAACUUAUGAAAAACCACCAACUCGAACUCAUGAUAAUUCACCAGCUAUUGUUGAAAAUCUGAGGCCACUGCAUAAACGUAUUAUGUGUGCAUAUAAACUUUGUCGAGUAGAGUUUCGUUAUUGGGGUACACAAACACGAGUGGAACAGUUUAUCCACGACACUGCACUUCGAAAAACUAUGCUAAGAGCACAUCGACAAGUAUGGGCGUGGCAAAAUGAAUGGUAUGGUCUUACAAUAGAGGAAAUUCGUCGUUUAGAAGAGGAAACAGCUCAAGCAUUAGCGUCCAAAAUGGCUGAUUCCAACCAACCGCCAAAUAAUGACGGCGAGUUAUCUAAGCAAGUUCAAUCAACAACAUCAAACAUCAAUGAAACUAUGAAUGCUAUUGAAAUGAAAUGUAAUCAGUCUGAUGAAAAAUGUGAAUCCGAAUCAAGCACAGCGACAUCAGAAAAAUUCCAUCUUCCAGUUAAUUCAACUGAUAUUUCAGAACAAAAUUUAUGGGCUGAUUUUAAGAAAUUAGAGGCGAAUAAUUUUGAACUUGAUGAUUUUGAACCUUUUACAGCACCGUGUGCAGAAUCCGAUGAUGAUGCUAGGUCAUUUGUUACAUGUUGUAGCGAUCUUACUGGGAAUACUGAUUAUGCUACCCCUCUUGCGUCAAAUUUUCAGAGUUUUGAUAUUCCAGGAAUAAAAUCUUGCUUUAACCAAAAACCUGUCUCUAGUAUUCAACAAAAUUGUGGUAAACUAGUCCUUAUAUUAGUGAUUCAUGGUGGUUGUAUACUUGAUUCAACUUACGAUUUAACUACAAAACGUUCCGAUAUUUUAACUUUUCGAAAAACAAUCGAAACAGUAACAGCUAAUCACUAUCCAACAUUACAUAAUCGAAUAGCUGUAAAACUUGUACCAUGCCCUACAGAAAUCGGCGAUAUAUUCCGAUUAUUCUCCAAAUUGAAAGCUUCACCAGAUCCUACUAGGCCAAUUGAAACUCAAUUGCUACGUGAUUUAAUGCCUUUGGGGAGUAUUCCUUUAUUUUUAAUUAAUUCAUCUGGAUAUUCGCGAAUGUUGGAACAAUUAUCAUUUAAUUUGAACUCUCAUUAUGCUGAGUUUUUACGUUCUCCUGAAGGAAUUCACUUUUCUGGCAAAGUUUGUAUAGUUGCUGACAGUGUUGGUUCAAUUUUGGCUCAUGAUCUUUUAACAAAACCUACUAAUCAUGAGUCAGCAUCGAAUAAUAAUGAUACAAGUAUGACAGAUAUUGGAUUAAUGCGUCGUAAACAAUUUGGUAUUCAUAGUUUAAUACAGUCGGAUAAACAAAUCAAAACCCCAACUUUAAUAAACAGCCCCAGUGAAGUCACUUUAUGCCCACCUGAAUCAAAUACUAGUCUAGGAAACGUUGAAUUGUCAAACCUUGAAAAUGAAGAAUCUAAAUCACAUAGUCGAAUGUCUUCUUUAGACUUUCAAGUACAAAAUUUUUUCAUGUUGGGUUCACCAAUUGGUUUAAUUUUGGCUUAUCGUUAUCAACAAAAUCAAUUAACAUCGUCUAUUGUAUCAUCUAGUAAAACAAAUCAGCUAAUUACUAAUUCAUCUUAUAAUAUGGUUUAUCAUUUAUCAAAAGAAAUUAAGUUGUCCGUAGGUCAAGCUUAUAAUCUUUUCCAUUUAACUGAUCCAUGUGGUUUUCGCAUUGAACCAUUGUUGGAUAAUCGUUUCAGCUGUAUAUCCCCAAUAUUCAUUCCCCAAUAUGUUCGUUAUCCACUUGGAGAUGGACAGUCAACAAAUCUAAUUGAAACUCUUAUACAGCAGGCUGAAUUAUUUUCUGAAAAUGUUUCAGAAAAAUCAUACAAUUUAUCCGAUAGUGAUAAUUCUACGAUUAAUGAAAAUAAUGAUAGUAAUGUAAAUGUAAAACGAGAAUUAACAAAUCAACAGUUAAAUUGGGAAAAAAAGUCUAUUGUUGCACUUGAAGCAUUGAAAAAAGUUCAACAGUCAUGGUGGGGACCUAAAAGAGUUGAUUACAAUGUUCAUUGUCCAGAAGCAAUGCAAAAUAUUUUAGCUCGUGCACGUCCUUCAAUUUUGCAUGCAAGCUACUGGGAAUCAAAAGAUGUAGCAUCUUUUAUUAUACGACAGAUUCUAGAUACACUGGGAUUAAGUGUUCUAGAAACAUCAUACUCGGCAGAUUUGUCUGAUGAAAUAGCUGUCACGGAACUGGCUAAAUUAUCAUUGAAUCCAAAUCAGAUAAAAUCACAAACCUAUGAGGUUAUGGAUGACUCCAGUAUACAAAUUUCACAGCAAUCAGAAAAAAGUAGUAGUGGUCAAUCGAGAUUCUCCAACCUUAGUCAUACUUUGUCAUUUGGACCUCGUAAUUUCUUGAAACGAACAUCAUCUGAACGAUUAAAGUCUGCUUGUAUUCCAUAUCAUGUGGAAACGACUAUGACUCUGCCACGUCGUACUUCAGCUCGUCGUACUAUUCGACCUCAAUCAACCCCACAGCCAAUCAAAACAAUAGGGAUUGGAGAUCCGAUUGACUAAUUGUUAUACAGUAUAAAUAUAUAUCACUUGAAGCCUUCAUAUCUCUUCCAAUUUAGAUUUCCAUGCUUCUGCUACUGUUGUUGUUAACUAGGUUUAUUCUUAUACUGUACAGUUGCUUUCUUCCUAAGCAGAUUGGAUUUCGAUGCUGUUUAUCUAGAUUGGCUUAUUACUAUCCGGGAAAAAACAUGUAUUUCCUUUGUGUGUGUGUGUGCAUGCAAAUUUACGCAUUUCGUUUUCUUCCCUUUUGUCUAUUUUGUCCAAUAAAAUCCUGCCUGAUAUCACAUAAAUGUCAAUUAAAAGAAAUCUCCAGUCAUUUUUUUCUAAUCUAUUUCACUUUUCCAUUCAGACAUUACAGACACAUUAACAAGCACAUGAUCAAAAUUACUACAAAGUUUUUAUCAGUAAAUUUUCUAACUCCUAUUUUCUUUUUAUUGGGCCUCAGAAGGACAAUUGUUUUUUUUCCAUUUUAAUUGUGUAAUGUGUAUAAAAAGAGAUAAUCUCUCGAAGACUUAAAAUGCUGUUCAUUCAGAGUGUAAAAAUAACGAUAUAUAUAUUUAUAUGUAUAGUUUUUAAACAACAUUAACAGUCGAUUAUGUAAUUCGAUUUAAGUUCUCUUAAUGAAAUAUCCGUGAAAGUGGAUUCGCUAACGCUAACAAACAGGUAUUAUAAAUAUAUUUGGUUGGCUAGGUUAGUUUUCCAGUUCACUUGAAUUCUUCGUCGUAUUCAUUUUAAACAUGUCUUCAUACAUUUAUUACAACCAUUAAUAUUUAGGUUUCCUAACGCUAUUAUCUAACUAAAAUUAUUUUUGGUAUCAUGUUUAUUUGUGUUAUAACACAUUAGUGUAUGUUUGAUGAAUAUGGACAUGUAUUGUUAUGUGUGUAUAUCACCAUUUAAUAUGUUUAUGUAUAUAAAAGAAUAAAGUAAUCACACAUAUUUCAUAUAUAUAUGGUUAUUUUUUAAAGUGGUGAUAACAGUUGGAUUUCUCCUUGGUAACAACAUAACUCUGUUCCAGUUGUGAAUGUCAAUAUUAUGCUCUUCAUUGUCUAUCAGCUGAUUGAUAAUUUCCUUUGAUUCUCCGAAAUAUAAUAUAUAUAUUAGGCAAUAAUAUUUUUUAAAGCCUUUCUCUUUGCUUGUAUUUUUAAAUGUGUACAUGUUAUUAUGUUACUCAAUUUUCGUUUUACUACUGUAAGUAAGCGUUAACUAUUGUUAUUGAAUUUUUAAAGCGACAAGUGUGUAAAACUCCAACAGGAUGUGUUGACAAACUAUUUCAAGUUAGUGACAUUGAAGCAUUUGUCAAAAAACUACAACCUUCACAAGUUGGUAUUCAUCUGAUAUUUUGAGUAUAUUUUUUCUUCGAAGUUGACAUUUUUUGUAUAAGUGAAUAAACAAGACAAUUUUAAAUGUAAACUACUGCGUAAUUGUACCAUAGAAUGAUCUAAGAUUUCAAAUAUCAAAAGGAAGUUGCGUAAUGAUCAAAUAGUUAGCGAAGGAUAAGAGAAUGAUAAUAGAGGACAAUGUUCUCCAUAAAAUCGUUUACUUAACUAUAAAUUCUUAUAGUUGUUCGAUAAAUAUAUGACAUAUAUAU
This is a messenger RNA of Schistosoma mattheei, 4759 nucleotides long. Lineage: Eukaryota; Metazoa; Platyhelminthes; Trematoda; Strigeidida; Schistosomatidae. The record is from the annotation of a GenBank genome assembly.